Molecule: messenger RNA, 2780 nt
Organism: Carassius carassius (crucian carp)
Lineage: Eukaryota; Metazoa; Chordata; Actinopteri; Cypriniformes; Cyprinidae
Product: 5-hydroxytryptamine receptor 1D-like
Exons: 1
Coding region: 609-1751 (380 amino acids)
Biological process (GO): regulation of locomotion; chemical synaptic transmission; vasoconstriction
Cellular component (GO): plasma membrane; dendrite
Molecular function (GO): G protein-coupled serotonin receptor activity; neurotransmitter receptor activity
Source: RefSeq, a predicted model, not a curated record
UUUCAUCUGGACUAACACCUUCUUGAGGACAAUACUCAAAACAAGAACUUGCCUGGGGUGUUCUGGGAAACUGCAAAAUAAGCUUUCUUUAAACCAUUUACAGCCAUCAGUCGAUCUACAGGAAAUAAAGGAAUAUUCUGUCCCAUUAGUUUGAAACAGCAAAGUCUUUGCAGACCUACAGGAGAAUAAAUUAAAAGGUCUUCCAGCAGUUCAUAAGAGCCGAAAUAGAAGGAUCUUCAGUUCUCAUGAUAGAAUAAGAGACAAUAAAGAAAAUAAUAAGCAGUGAUUUAAGGGCUUAAGGAAUAUUUUUAUAACUCAAAUUCAAACGCAAAGGUUAAAACUGCUUCUUUGUUUAUUCUGUGGCAUUUAACUUUCUGUGCAUGUCAACAUACUGCUAAAAAAAACAUUAGAAACAGUCACAGUAUUUUUAGCCAUGAAUUACUGCUCACAUUUAUCAGCCAUGACCUUCACAAAGGCAAAGCAAAUCACUAAUAUCUGCAACUAACAAACUAAAUGACUUCUUUACCCAAGAUGUUUUCAUGGAUUAAUUGAUCCUUUAUGCUAAGAAUCAUGCAUAGAUGAUAUGAAGUGCUGGUGAACCAUGCAACAUGGAUCUGGUGAACAGCUCAUAUGAGUUCUUCCUCGUCAAUGCCACAAUCAGUCCCACAACCCUGGAGCCCUGGGAUGAAGCUACACUCCUCAGUCUUCAGAUCUCCAUCUCUGCCAUGCUAGCCAUCGUCACUUUGGCCACCGCUCUGUCCAACGCUUUUGUGAUCGCCACCAUUUUCCUCACACGCAAACUUCACACCCCUGCCAACUUCUUGAUUGGCUCUCUCGCAGCGACAGACCUCCUGGUGUCCAUUUUAGUCAUGCCAAUCAGCAUUGUGUACACGGUCAGUAAGACUUGGACCCUGGGUCAGAUUGUGUGUGAUAUCUGGCUAUCAUCUGACAUAACGUUCUGUACGGCUUCCAUUCUGCACCUGUGCGUUAUCGCGCUUGACCGGUACUGGGCCAUUACUGAUGCCCUGGAAUACUCGAAGCGUCGCACCAUGCGGCGAGCGGCACUGAUGAUCGCCGUAGUGUGGGUGAUCUCGGUUUCCAUCUCCUUGCCUCCUCUCUUCUGGCGGCAGGCAAAGGCCCACGAGGAGCUCACAGAGUGCAUGGUCAACACCGACCAGAUCUCCUAUACGCUCUAUUCCACAUUCGGUGCGUUUUAUGUUCCCACAGUCCUUUUGAUGAUUCUCUACGGGCGUAUCUAUGUGGCGGCUCGCUCCAGGAUCUUCAAAACACCGGCGACCAGUGGAAAACGGUUCACUGCUGCUCAGCUCAUCCAGAACUCGACGGGUUCUUCGCUCUGCUCGCUGAACUCCACUUCUAAUCAGGAGGGACAGCUUCAUCCGGGAGGAGGAGGAGGUGGUGGAGGAGGGUCUCCUCUUUUCACAAACAGUGUGAAAGUGAAGCUGGCUGAUAGCGUGCUGGAAAGAAAGCGUCUUUGUGCCGCUCGGGAGAAGAAGGCCACCAAAACUCUUGGGAUUAUCCUGGGUGCGUUUAUAGUGUGCUGGCUCCCAUUCUUCGUGUUCACGCUGGUGAUGGGGGUCUGUAAAGACUGCUGGUUUCAUCCUGUACUCUUUGAUGUGUUCACCUGGCUGGGGUACCUCAACUCGCUCAUCAAUCCAGUCAUCUACACUGCAUUCAAUGAUGACUUCAAACAAGCCUUCCACAAACUCACCAAGUUUAAAAGAUGCUACUGAUGUUACAUGCCUCCCAUGUGCUUUGACAGAUUCAUGACUUGGAAUAUGGUUUCUGCAGAAAAUAUCUGAAUCCUGUGAACAUUCAUCGUUCAUCUGCUGUUGAGAACCCAACGUACCUUACCGUUCGUUUUUCAGUGAGCUCUUAAAUGCACACAUAGUGUCUGGUCGAUGUAUAUAACUGUUCUCAUGAGACAGCUUGUAAAAUAUUGUGCCAUAUUGUUGAUGCUUCCUUGUAGUUUAUGAAUGCAUGCAAAGAUUAUGAAUCCUUCACUAGAGAGCAACGUUCUACCGUCUCUGUAACUAAUAGCUGUCUAUAAACUGCCUUAUUUACCAGAAACAGACUGAUAUAAAUAUGAAAGGCUAUUUAUUUAAAAAGAACACAAAUAAAUAAAGGUUGUUGUUCCCAUGGGAACGAAUAUAUGGGUCCCCUGAGGACAAAGCUGAAGUCCAUGGACAUUAGCAUAGACUCCCAAAAUAAAACUGUUCAUUAUAGAAGAUUAAACAAAGCUUUAGGUUUUUGUAUUUUUGAGUGACAGAACUUUGGUGUCAGUUUCCUCUUUAAUUUUGAUGUCAGAGUUUGAGGAGUUUUAUGAUCAUGAAGAUGAAAAACAGGCUUCAGGCUGCAUGGCUCAUUUCAGGACAUGAUGAAGCAGAAGGAGGGCAUAUAAUGAUCAAAAGUUCAAAUUCUGGAUGUACCUGAUGAGAGAGAAUGAUGUGUUUUGACACAAUGUGCAGCUUUAGCUCAUUUCUAGAAAAAAGUACUACUGAAGGAGUUUUAUGAUGUGAAGGUCAUUAUUUCAUCAAAUAUCACAAUAACGCACCUCUGACUGCAGUGGUAUAUUGAAUAAUGGCAUCCAGGAAAUUUGUCAACUUUGCCCUCCCAUCACUCUGUAUUAUGAUGAAGGUCACCCAUGUUGGUUCAGGAGUUUUUUUUUAAUAAGAAAAUACAGCAAUAACAGACCGUAGACCUGAGUCAUACAGGAAUAAUGAGCCAUAUCCCCUGAACGCAUUGCCCGCACGCUCUCAAAC